This is a messenger RNA of Perkinsus marinus ATCC 50983, 948 nucleotides long. RefSeq lists its product as hypothetical. Bases 1 to 948 code for a protein of 315 amino acids. The record is from RefSeq and is a predicted model, not a curated record. Lineage: Eukaryota; Perkinsozoa; Perkinsida; Perkinsidae. The transcript is spliced from 9 exons.
AUGUUAUACCGCGGAUUAUUCCAUAAGAUGCUUUCAAGAAGCUGGCAAAAGCAAGCAUCCAAGACAUGGUACCGAUCACCACAUAUUAACAGAAUAGUGGUAUGCCUUGGUGGUGCUAAUCCAUGUGCAUCAGAGACUGCAUUAAGUUAUCAUGUACCUACUAAACAGGAGAGUAUUGAUGAGUCCAAUGACUAUGAGAGACGUUUCAAGAACAUCGCUAGUGAAUACCCUCAACUCGAGACAACAUUCGAUGUCGCUGAAGCGACUAAGGAUAUCAGAGAUACUCUCAUGGAGUACUGUAGUGAAACUGAACCAGAUCUCGUGGCCAUUGGAUCUGGAGGCUCGACACACUACCUCAAGUUGGCAUCAUUAGUGGAGUAUGUAGUGCGAGAAUCUCCAUGUGAUGUCCUAAUCUUACGAGAGAAUGAGGCGGCUUCUACUACUAGUACUCCCAAUGAAUCUGAUGAUGAGGAUAAUGGGGAUGUGGCAGAGUUUGCCGAGGCUGCGAUCAAGUGUGAUGACUCUAAGGCGGUGGUACUACCUGGUGUACAUAACAAUCGUCCCAUGAAGGUGUUGGUAUGUUUUGGGAGCAACAACUGGGAGGAUUCAAUAGAAGCUCUUCGUGCAGCUAUGCGGCUUUGUAGACCUGGAGAUGAGGUCCAAUUAGUGACUACACCAGACUUCUCGGCUGGUGGCAAUGCGGUACAUGUAGUAGCCCCACCACUGGAAGGUACUGCAAGCAUUGAAGAUAUACUUAUGGGUGAUUUGAAGGAGGUCAUGGAUGAACAUAAGGCUGAUGAUGAGUUGAUAUUCUCAGCUAAAGUCCUACAAGCUAGCCCUUUACCUGCUGCAGCAAUGUGUGAGUAUGCUCAGAGAGAGAAUGUUGACAUUAUAGCUACUGGUUAUGGUGGACAUUCUCAUCUCUUCCAUCCUAAUAGCUUUCCGUAA